Messenger RNA from Danio rerio (zebrafish), 2650 nucleotides. It is a transcript of the gene gfm2, whose product is annotated as GTP dependent ribosome recycling factor mitochondrial 2. Gene Ontology annotation, biological process: mitochondrial translation; ribosome disassembly. Gene Ontology annotation, molecular function: GTP binding; GTPase activity. Gene Ontology annotation, cellular component: mitochondrion; mitochondrial matrix. The record is from RefSeq and is marked provisional. NCBI's taxonomy places the organism in Eukaryota, Metazoa, Chordata, Actinopteri, Cypriniformes, Danionidae.
AAAUUAGUUUAUUUUUGAGACAGCGCUUCAACCGUCAUGUUUUAUAGCAAACAUAGCAAAUUCUCAACGUGACUUUGAAGCACAUCAGUCAGUCAUGUGUCAUAGAGUACAACAGCAUCUUUGACUCAACAAGACAUUCUUUUGCAAAAUGCUUUUAAGUCUGACGUUCCCCGUCCUCCGAGGGUGCACUGGACACCUGGUAAACAGAUCCUUACAGGCUCCAAGAUGGAGAGUGACAUGGAAAAGAAGUUACAGCUUGUUACAAGAUGAGGUAAAGUCACUUAGAACGGUGGUCAACCCUGACAUCUCAAAAAUUCGCAACAUAGGCAUCAUGGCGCAUAUAGAUGCAGGGAAAACCACCACCACUGAGAGGAUGCUCUACUACUCUGGCUACACACGGGCUCUUGGAGAUGUGGAUGAUGGAGACACAGUAACUGAUUACAUGGCCCAGGAGAGGGAGAGAGGUAUCACCAUCCAGUCAGCUGCUGUUACCUUUGACUGGAAGGAUUACAGGAUUAACCUCAUAGACACACCAGGUCAUGUUGAUUUUACUCUGGAGGUUGAGAGAGCUUUACGAGUGCUCGAUGGAGCUGUCGCUGUGUUUGAUGCUUCUGCUGGAGUAGAGGCUCAAACCAUGACUGUGUGGCGGCAGGCAGAAAAACAUCAAAUUCCUUGUGUGUGCUUCCUAAACAAGAUGGACAAACCUGCAGCUAGCCUGAGGUAUUCUUUAGACAGCAUAAAGGCCAAAUUAAAAGCCAACCCUGUUCUCCUUCAGAUUCCCAUUGGCUCUGGGAAGAGCUUUACCGGAUUGGUGGACUUGAUCACUAGGCAGAAAAUGAUGUGGCAAGGAAACGCACUCACAAACGAUGGUCGUUCCUUUGAGAUCAACAGCCUUCAGCCCUCGGAUGACCCAAAUGUGCUGCUGGCUGUCAGUGAGGCCAGAGCGGCUUUGAUAGAACAGGUAGCAGAUCUAGAUGAUGAUUUUGCAGAGCUGCUGCUGGGAGAGUAUGGUGAAAACUUUGAUGCAGUUCCUGCAGUGAAGUUGCAGGAGGCGGUGAGGAGAGUGACUUUAGCUCGUAAGGGUGUACCUGUGUUGUGUGGAAGCUCUCUAAAAAAUAAAGGCGUUCAACCUCUGCUGGAUGCCAUCACUGCUUACCUUCCUGCUCCCAAUGAGAGGAACCAUGACCUGGUGCGCUGGUAUAAAAAUGAUCUGUGUGCCUUGGCAUUCAAAGUGGUCCAUGACAAACAGAGGGGUCCGCUUGUGUUUGUUCGAAUCUAUUCAGGAAGCAUGAAAGCUCAGUCAUCAGUGCACAACAUCAACAGGAAUGAAACGGAGAAAAUGAGUCGACUUCUCUUACCUUUUGCCGAUCAACAAAUCGAAAUCCCAUCGUUGUCUGCAGGAAACAUUGCACUCACUGUUGGACUCAAACAGACAGUAACCGGUGACACCAUCGUGUCCUCCAAAGCAUCUGCAGCAGCGGCAAUCCGACGGGCUCAGGCUGAAGCAGAGAGCAGGAGCAACUCACAUAGUGCGGCUCUUGCAGGAGUGGAGGUCCCUGAGCCAGUGUUCUUCUGCUCCAUUGAACCUCCUACUAUGGCCAAACAAGCAGAUCUGGAGCACGCACUCAACUGCCUGCAGAGGGAAGACCCCAGUCUGAAAGUUAGAAUAGAUCCUGAUUCUGGACAGACAGUACUGUGUGGAAUGGGAGAGCUGCACAUUGAGAUCAUCCAUGAUCGCAUUAAGAGAGAGUACAAAAUCGAAACUCAUCUUGGACCCCUGCAAGUGGCCUACAGAGAGACCAUCCUGCAGUCAGCAACAGCCAAAGACCUGUUAGAUCGUAUUCUGGGAGAAAAGAGGCAUGUUGUAUCUGUGGAGCUCACCGUUCAUCCUCUGAAGGAGAACUCUAGUGCUUCCUGUGACAUCACUUUUGAAGAGGACGUAAAAGCGAUGCUUCCUGCUGAUGUCAGAGAGGCUGUGGAAAACGGAGUUCAGAGUGCCUACCUCCAAGGUCCUGUGCUGGGUUUUCCUGUUCAAGGAGUACAGACUGUCAUCCAGAAUGUACGUUUGGAAUCAGGCACAUCUGCAGCCAUGGUGUCGGCUUGUGUGUCCCGCUGCAUGCUCAAGGCUCUGAAGCAGGCUGGAGGGCAGGUUUUGGAGCCGGUAAUGGCUCUGGAAGUGACUGUAGGAGAGGAGCAUCUGAGUUCUGUGCUUGCAGAUCUCUCCCAGCGACGUGGUACCAUAUGCGACAUCCAAAGUCGACAGGACAACAAGAUUUUGCUGGCUGAUGUUCCUUUGGCUGAGAUGAUGGGAUACUCAACCGUUCUGCGCACUCUUACCUCUGGAAAUGCCACCUUUUCUUUGGAGCUGUCCAGCUAUGAGCCCAUGAACUCUCAGGACCAGAACAUACUGCUCAACAAGAUGGCUGGGCUCACUUGACCCUGUCACCAACUGAUUAUUUAUACAGACAAUUUCAUAUUGCUCUGUAGAUUGCUGCUUGCAUAUGGUCUAGAAGAUGAUCUUGGAGCCCACAUCUACAGACAACCCUUGCACUAUUUUUUCUCAAGUGAAGAAAACACACCAAGAACCUAUUAGUGUGAGUAUGCAUAUGUAUGUAUGUAUGUGUGUAAAUAUACAAUAAUUUUACAACAA